AUGGCGACUGUCUACGUUACUCACUCUAAAUGCCACGAAUCUCUGCUGAAUCUACUACACAAACGUAUCACGGUCAUCAACUACAAUGUGAACAGUUCGUUGAAGAGUUUACUUGGUAAUGCCUCGUAUCUUACUGUAGCAAAUGCUGUUUUUACUUUAAGAAAGCUUGAAAUUACACUGUAGAAUGUGUGAAUGUGUCAUAAAGUAUAAAUCAUAAUUUAAAUGACUUUCCUGAUAUAUAUGCUGAUACCUACUGUACUUCUAAUUUAAAAAAGCUACAGUAUUCUUAUCUAAAAAUGAUUUUCAGACAAUUUGCUCAAAAUACGAUCCAAGAUACGACAUCUGGGACUGAACAUUCAAUGCGAUGACACGAGGUUCCUGCUCAGUAAAAAGGAUAAUAUUGUAAGGUAUUCACAUUGACAUAUUUACUGUAAGAAAGCUUGUUGUGAAUAGUAUCACGCUCCAAAAUUACAUAAAAAAACAUUAGCUUAAAAGACACUUCAGCUGACUUCCAGACCGAGCUGAUACUGAUAAAAAUAUUUUUUAGCUAGAUACUUUUAACCUUUGAUUCUAAAUACAUGUAAGUCAUCAUGACAUUACUGUAAAACAAUAUAAUCUUCAGCACAUCCCCACCAAGAGCCCGGAAGGCCUUACCACGUUGAUGAGGUUCUGGAGGAAGGUGGAGAGGUCCAAACUUGAGGUGGAUUCAACUCUCGACAUCUUCGUCACGUUACCAUUUAAGGAUCGUCCCGAAUUACUGAGCCAAUUACGACGGGCCUUCAAGACAAAGGUAAGGGCCCGGUUACUAAGCAAUAUUACACAUACGAAGCCUUUCAUUACAUCUCCUUCCAGGUUUGCAUUCGGUUCCUAUCACGCAAUUCCGAUGGAAAGUUUCUCAAAAAGUAGGUUACUGUAACAAAUUUGAAGAAAUGGUUGUUUAAAGUAUAUUUUAUGACUUUAAAGAGUAUUUAGGUAACAUUUUGGGCUUAUUUGUAAUAAUAUUGGUUUAUAUACGACAUUGAUUAGCAUAUAAACUUGCUUUGUAAGUAACGUAGCUUUACAUUUACAUUACAGUAUACUUUACAGAUCUCCAGCUAACAUAUACCUGAACACAGCGUCGAUGAGUGCCACAAGUACUUCGAGAGCUGGUUCGAGCCAAAAGACUGGCUCAGCCAAGUCCAAACUGCCCCAUUAUGUGACAGGCUACGAGAAGUUACGAACUGUAGGCAAGGGCUCCUUCGGAAGUGCAGUGUUAUACCGGAGAAAGGAUGACGACUCGUAUGUCAUAAUCAAGGAGAUCAACAUCGCCGAACUCUCUCAGAACGAGCGACAAAUGGCGCUGAACGAGGUGAACUUACUGGCCAGACUCGACCAUCCCAACAUCAUCAGCUACUACGACUCCUUCUACGACGGUGGAGUGUUGAUGAUCGAGAUGGAGUAUGCAGAGGGCGGGUGAGUUGGCGGAGGGAGUGGUUGUAGCAGGUAAAAUGUGAGAUGUUUUAUGUUUUUGUAGAAAGAUAGAUUGAUUAAUAUUAAUAAAUAAUGAUGUAAGUAAUACUGUAAUGAUAAGUUAUCCAUAAAACAUAACUUUAGAACGUUGGCUCAGCUCUUGAUAAAACAACAAGAAUAUCUGAAUGAGAGCGUCAUCAUGACUCUGUUCGAACAAAUGAUAAGUGCUGUUGCCUAUCUUCACGAUAACAACGUGCUUCAUCGGUAAGAAUUGUUACCUAAAAUAUUAUACUACGAGAAAGUGGUUACAGUGUACUACUAUAUAAUGUUACAGUGAAUUAAUGUUAAUAUCAGUUAUGUUAUAGUGACCUAAAGACGGCGAAUAUCUUUCUGACCAAAGAGAACCUGGUCAAGAUCGGAGACUUUGGAAUCAGCAAGAUCAUGGGCACGGAGACCAAGAAUCUCGGAGCCAACACGAUUCUGGGGACACCGUACUACUUGAGUCCGGAAAUGGUACGUUUGAUUUGGUUACUGUAACGUUGCUUUAGUGCGAAGGAAAGACCUACAACGAGAAGAGCGACGUCUGGGCACUUGGCUGUUGUCUCUACGAGAUGACCUGCCUUCAGAAGCCGUUCGACGGUUCCAGUCUUCCGGCUUUGGUCAACAAAAUUGUUCAUGUAAGUGCUUGAUCUGUAUAUAUGUCAUUAUCAUGCAGUGUAUUACUAUAAGUAUGCGUUUACUUUACAAUUUCUAAAACUUGAGCAACUUUUACGGAGUAUUGUACCAAAUUAUACUAAUGUAUGGUACUCUUUCUUUUAAGGCGGACUACGAGCAAGUGAAAGGACCUUACAGUAGCGACCUGAAGCUACUGAUAAGGGAAAUGUUAAACACAAAUCCUUCGCAACGACCGUCGGCUACAGAUGUCCUGAAGUCAGUCCAGAAGAACAAAUGGCUGAAGAAACGGAAUCUGAAGUUCAACGUCGCUCAGAAGCCACAAGACUGUUACUCCGCCUUGUACAUGUUCGAGACCGAGCAGGUCAUGCUGUCAGCUAUAUCUAAUCUCCCUUACAGAAUCAACGUCAAACAGGUAUGUUAUUUAAUCUAGCUUAUGUUUAACACACAGUAACUUGAAGAAUGUUAUUUUACAUGAAGUGUCCCACAGUAACCUUUGUUGCAGAUAUCUCUUGGUCCCAAGCACUUCCUGCUACUGACCACAGACUCUCAGGUAUUCAGUUGGGGCGACAACAAGCAUGGUCAAUUAGGACAUGGCGAUCGGAAGCCUCGACAAUCUCCCACCAAGAUACCAGCACUGCAAGGUCAGAACAUCCAGAAAGUGGCAGCCGGAGAGUACUUCAGUCUGUUCUGUGCUGAUCGAGGUAUUGUCAUGGUAUGUGGGCACAAAAGUUAUCUUGGGAACGAUGCCAGUGAAGACUUGAUGGUUCCGCAGUUAAUCGAUGCUUUACUGCGGUAAGUCAUUGUCAUACAUACCUUUUCUGUUUAGGAUACAUUACGUAACGCUCUGUCAGUAUUUCUGUAUAUUGUAUAUGGCACGGUUUCUUGAUCUCACAGUAACAGUAAUAACCAUACCGUAUGGCUUAGAAUUAGUAAGAUUUCAGAGAAAAUAUUGUGGACAUAAGCUGUGGAUACGAACAUGUAGUAGGAGUAACAGAGACAGGUCAAGUAUUCGUGUGGGGCAAUGGUAAAGAUGGUCGACUUGGUACUGGCAAUUCUCACAACAUUGUCGUUCCUACCCAAGUAAGUGUCUACUGCAACAUUACUGUUAGUUUUGGUUAUUGAUAACUUAGCUAAUAAUGAGUAUAUUAAUCAGCCUCAGGGUGUCAUAAUUAUUAUGACACUUUCAGUUGAAAAUACCCACGAAACAACUGAUAGCCAACGUGAAAUGUGGUCCUGAUUGCACCAUGCUGAUUACUGUGUCGGGUACGGUAAUUGUGAUGGGAUCUAAUAAGUACAAUAAGCUCAACCUCAACUACAGAAUGGGAUUCUUCGCCAAUGUGAAGGACACCAAGGUACUGUAAUAUAUGGCCCUUUAUAUUAUUGUAUCAUAGCACAUAAAACAAGCCUAAUUGUAAGCCUACUAGUAAAAGAUUUUCAGACCGACAUUGAAAACGCGGAAACCCCAAUCGCUCUGAAGCCGUUCCCAGCCCGUGUAGUGGACGCCAGCCUCGGAUGGCAUCAUUCUGGCGUGCUUCUGGAGAACGGUCACGUCCAUCUGUUCGGGAGGAACGUGAUGGGUGAACUCGGCAAUGGCACUUGUCAAACCAUGCAGUUCUGGAUGGCCUACAAGCCAGUGAAGGCCCUCAUGUCCAACGUCUGUGUCCAGUUGGUUUGUGGAGAUGGCUUCACGAUGGUAGCUACAUCUACCAACGAACUCUACUUCUGGGGCGCCAAGAAGAAUCCGGACGUGGAUAAGGAUGCGUAAGUCUGGAACACCAAGUGCUACCUAGCACAACCUUUGAUUUAUUUGAAUGAAAAAGUUGUGUUAUCCUUUCAUAUUAUAUUAAUGUAUGUUUUCAGAACAUUAAAUGACGCUUCUGAUGCCCAUAAGAAACUGAAGUCAGCGCGGAGAUCGUGGCAAUGGAAGAGGGAUUCAAAUGCUGCUCAGGGUGUGUCAGAUGACGUUCUAAUGCAACCAACAUUGGUCAUGAGGUGAGUAACCAAAGUGCAUAUACCUUAUUUAACCCACUACAACAAACACAAGAGACAGUGCAUGUUAAACGCACAAUCUUUAUUAUCAAAAGUAAUAUAUUUUAAUCACAAAAAACUUACAGAUUAGACGCAGCUCGGACAACUACUGGCAAGAAGCCAUUCAUACGAUUGUCAACGUUGGUUUGUGUGAAUCGACGAGUUCUUGUAGCCAUUGACACAUCCCCCACAUUAGUUGAUGUCCAACCACCUCGAGGGCAAGUUUUGCAGCUUUUAAGGUUUAUAAUCAUAAUAUGAUUAUUAUUUUUAUACUUUAUUCUCACAAAACGUUUUUGAAAUCUGUCAUAACGACAGAUUUUUGUCAUGAAACGAAGUGUCAAAAUUUAUUUUGCAUCAUAUUUACAGUUUUUUGUUUUUAGAAUUGUAAAGUAAACUAAUAAAUACUUUAGAUAGAUAUAGAUAAAUGGUGGUUACCUUUUUAGAACCGCACAUCUGACGACUUAUGGACGGAGACAGUCGGCUCCAGAACUGAACGAUAACAGUCCGACGAGAACAUGGAUAAGAAAAGAGCUGGAUGAAGCUGAAUAUAUCGCUUAUCAGGUAAACAAAUUCAUUGUUUUGUGGUAUUUUAGUAGUUUGUUUUAACCUUUAAUUUUUAUAGGAUACCGGAACCAAAACAGAAGUACAAUUGAAAAGCGAAAUCGAACAAUUGAAAUUGAAACUACAAGAACAGAACAAUACAUUCAAAGAUCAGCAGGACCAGAUGGCCAAGUUACAUGUAGGACUGUUUAAAAUUUGUUAUCUUUAUUUUACGGAAAGUUGGCGAUGAAAACGUUAAUUCUUUGUCUUGCUCUGGUAUUAAACUAUUGUUAUUGUAGGGUUAAACUUGAUUCAUUACUUUCGAAUUUCAGACAAAGUUGACGGAGUUGCAGCAACUUCAGAAGGCCACUUCACAACGCUCAGAGCCUCCUCCAGCAUAUGCGCCUUCCACGAAGCCUCAGACGCUUCGGAAUCCUCUGUUUCCAGAAGUCAAAACUAAGAUUUGUACAAUUUGUUGA
Bursaphelenchus okinawaensis is the source of this 5171-nucleotide messenger RNA. The record is from the annotation of a GenBank genome assembly. Lineage: Eukaryota; Metazoa; Nematoda; Chromadorea; Rhabditida; Aphelenchoididae.